UAACCGAGCUCCAACCCGGCGAAAGGUUUUAUAUACAACUCGAAUUUGCACUGCCAAAUCUCUAUACGUCAAAAUAUAGGGUAGUCGGGCGGUCGCACGCAUGAGAUCGCGCGCUCAGAUGUGCGUUCAGUUCGUAUAGUAUAGCUUCGACUGUGACAAAAUGAGGUGCAGUGCCGGAUUCUUGUUGACUUUGUCCUUGUGUGUGACCGAAAUUAUUGGAGUCAGAGUGGUCCCCAAACGGAAGAAAGAGACUAUAAGUGUUCCAGAAGACCAAUCAACGUCAGCAUCAUGGUGGCAAGCGGGUACAGCGACGCCAUUCAGAGACACGAGUAACUCCUUCGCAUCCACACAUGGGCUGGUGCAGACGCACCCAUCAGGGAGCGACUUCCCAGGAUUCGGGUCCAUCGACGCAACGAUAGGACCUUCAGCAAAUCCAUUCGUCCAGACCAGCGGCAGCGGACCGCUCAGUGGAAGCUUCAGAAGUAUCAACCCACUACCUCCCCUAGCGAGGAAUACAAAUGGGAAAUUGUCCUUGAAGCACUUAGACUUUACGAGCAGUGCCACAGCUGAGUUGAGGAGAAAUCCAGCUCUGUCAGCCCCCGACGAGUGCGCGAGAGCAUGCCGCGAAAACGAACCGCCCAGAAUUUGUUACUACCACUUCACAUUGGAAUUCUACACAGUAUUAGGGGCAGCCUGUCAAGUAUGCACACCAAACGCAACAAAUGUAGUGUGGUCACACUGCCAAUGUGUGCUGGCCGAUGGUGUGGAGCGAGGUAUCCUCACAGCAAACAGAAUGUUGCCAGGACCCUCCAUCCAGGUGUGCGAGAACGACAAGGUAGUCAUAGAUGUGGAGAACCAUAUGGAGGGUAUGGAAGUGACCAUCCACUGGCACGGAAUCUGGCAGAGAGGAACCCAGUACUAUGAUGGUGUACCGUUCGUCACGCAAUGCCCGAUCCAACAGGGAAAUACGUUUAGGUAUCAAUGGCAAGGAAAUGCCGGAACCCAUUUCUGGCACGCGCACACUGGUCUUCAGAAACUUGACGGGCUCUACGGCAGCAUCGUCGUCCGACAGCCACCUUCCAAAGAUCCCAACAGCCACUUGUACGACUACGACUUGACGACGCAUGUGAUGCUGCUGAGUGAUUGGCUCCACGAGGACGCGGCCGAGAGGUACCCCGGUCGCCUCGCCGUCAACACCGGCCAAGAUCCCGAAAACGUUUUGAUCAACGGAAAAGGACAGUUCCGAGACCCCAACACCGGAUUCAUGACGAACACUCCCCUCGAAGUAUUCACCAUCACCCCCGGCAGGAGAUACAGGUUCAGGAUGAUCAACGCGUUCGCCUCGGUCUGCCCCGCCCAAAUCACGUUCGAAGGCCACAAUCUCACGGUCAUCGCCACCGACGGAGAACCCGUGCAUCCCGUCCAAGUCAACACCAUCAUUUCGUUCUCUGGUGAACGUUACGACUUUGUGAUCGAAGCGAACAAUAUCCCCGGUGCGUACUGGAUCCAGGUACGCGGGCUCGGAGAGUGUGGUAUCAAACGAGCGCAACAGUUGGGCAUCCUCCGGUACGCGAGAGGACCCUACCAACCGUCGACCCAACCGCCGACCUAUGACGUAGGCAUACCGCAAGGCGUGGUAAUGAACCCCUUGGACGCGAGAUGUAAUGAGCCCAGAAAUGAUGCAAUCUGUGUCAGUCAACUGAAAAACGCACUUCAUAUCGAUCCUGCUAUUCUACAAGACAGACCAGACGUCAAGAUCUUCUUGCCCUUCCGUUUCUUCGCGUACAGGCCCGAGAUGCUUUUCCAACCCAACACAUACAACCGAUUCUUAGUGGCACCAACUGGAGAUCACGUCAUAAGCUUGAUAGAUGAAAUAUCGUACAUGGCUCCACCGGCGCCACUCAUCAGUCAGUACGAUGACAUCAAUCCGGAUCAAUUUUGUAACGGAGACAACAGGCCAGCCAACUGCGGACAGAACUGCAUGUGCACCCACAAAGUUGAUAUUCCAUUAAACGCUGUAGUAGAGAUUGUACUCGUAGACGAAGUUCAAAUUGUAAACUUAUCUCAUCCGUUCCACUUGCACGGCUACUCGUAUAACGUGGUCGGUAUCGGACGGUCACCUGACCAGAACGUUAAAAAGAUUAACUUGAAGCACGCUCUCGAUCUCGACAGGAGGGGAUUACUCGAGCGUCACUUGAAACAGGGAGAUUUGCCCCCGGCGAAAGAUACGAUCGCCGUCCCUAACAACGGCUACGUAAUCGUUCGAUUCAGGGCUACGAACCCUGGAUUCUGGCUUCUCCAUUGCCACUUCCUGUUCCACAUCGUCAUCGGAAUGAACGUCGUCCUGCAAGUGGGCACGCAAGCUGACCUUCCUCCAGUACCCCCCAAUUUCCCGACCUGCGGAGACCAUCUUCCUCCAAUCAACUAACCAACUUCUAGACAAAUGUUGCAGUUCUGAUCGUAAUCGGUUUUACAGCUGAAUUUUUAUGUUACUUGAGUGUAAUUAUGAUUGUUUUGUGUGAUGUGUUUGGCGAAUCCGAAGUGCUCGACUACGCCAUGGUAUUUUGUGUUUAUUUUGUAUUCGAUGGUUUGUGAUUUAAUUUAAAGGUGAUAAUUUUAGUAAAUAUCUUUACCUAAUGCCAUAUCGUGAUGUACGUUAGCGUAUGACAUCCGAGUAUAGCAUAUUUGAGGCUCUUCAUUGUGUGCACCGAUCGUGUACAAUUUAUUUUAUUAUGAACAGAUUCGUUCUGUUACUAACUACUUGCCAUUAUGUUUUUCACCAGUUAUAUUUAUUAUGUAUAUAAUGUUUACUUCGAAGCUGAAAAUUAAGCUGCCCAAGUUCCUUGUAAUUUUCUAACGUUUCAUUGCACCCUCCAUUUUUGGGUAGUUAAUUUUUAUACUUUAUCCAUUAGGUUAUUUAAGUUUCACCUCAUUUCACCUACUAACCUGUUUGCAUGAUCCAUUUAUUAGUUUUGUACAUACUUUAAUUGCAGUACUUGUAAAUACACAUGUAUGUUACGGUUGAUAUGACGAUGUGCAUUGACCUUAAAACAUAAAGACUGUUUGCAUUCAAAUUACUUUAAUAUUGUUACCAGUACAAAAACAAGGUUACCACAUUCAGUUACCAUUUUACCAAUUUUAGUUUUA
Messenger RNA from Aricia agestis (brown argus), 3147 nucleotides. It is a transcript of the gene stw, whose product is annotated as laccase-5-like. Gene Ontology annotation, cellular component: plasma membrane. The record is from RefSeq and is a predicted model, not a curated record. The transcript has 8 exons. Bases 161 to 2428 code for a protein of 755 amino acids. Gene Ontology annotation, molecular function: copper ion binding; oxidoreductase activity. NCBI's taxonomy places the organism in Eukaryota, Metazoa, Arthropoda, Insecta, Lepidoptera, Lycaenidae. Gene Ontology annotation, biological process: iron ion transport.